Molecule: messenger RNA, 2224 nt
Organism: Linum tenue
Lineage: Eukaryota; Viridiplantae; Streptophyta; Magnoliopsida; Malpighiales; Linaceae
Source: the annotation of a GenBank genome assembly
AUCUUUUCCCUUGCCACUUGCUUCGUUUGAGGUGGUGCAGUUGCAGGGGAAGAGGUUCGGGUUGGGAAGUUGGCAGCUGUUUAGAUCGGAGCGAGGUUCGGAGAUUGGUACAGUUGUUCUAUGCGCCCGCGCAAAGCUCAGCUACGGCUUCACAAAUCUCAGGUCUGGUCCUCUAUAUCUUCCCCAUUUCUCUACCCGAUUCGAUUCAAAUCCAAACUCCCUCCAGUCCUCGUACUCUCAUAGCCUCCAUUUCAUCACUCCAACAUGGCCACCGGCGAAGUAACUCUAAUCCCUCCGCGCCUCUCUUCUUUUCCUCCUCUUUCUGCUUGUAGGGUUACCGGAAGAAGGCGAGGAGAUGCGCCAUGGUCGACCUGUUUCCCGAUUCUGAAUAGCAUUGAUGUCGGAAGAAAUGGGGAGUAGGGUUCCGGUGCAGCACUAUAACUUGAGAUCGCCACCUACGGCCAAUUCAUUCAUCGGAAGCUCUCUUCAUGACCUCAACACCGUCGAUUCUCGACCGCCGGCUAGUAUCGUAGGCAUAGCCGAAGCCGAUCCUCACCCUUCUUCCUCUGAUACUGGCCUCAACGGCGACCACGACUCUCCUGGCCCUGCUGUUGACUGCAUCCAUGAGUCUUACAGAAACUCUCUACCACUUCAUGGUAUUGGAACCGAAGAGGACCGCUCUAGCGUCGAGAAUAGUGGGUCUUCAAGGGUUCCAUACAAUUUGUUAAACAUCGAAGAUGUUUCACCUAUUGAAUCUGCAAGGGCUAGACUUUUGCAAAUUGUUGUGGAUUACUUCAUUAGCGAUCACUUGAUUGAGGUGACGGAUAAUGGCAGUAGUGACUAUUCUGGUCAUCCUGGGCAAGAUAAUUUGAGCAAAAGGAAGUCUGGAGAUGUUAGAUACGAAGGGGAUCCGAGGUUUGCUUUGCCCUUGAUGUAUGUGGCCAAUCUGUAUGAGAUGCUAGUGAAUGAUGUAAAUAUAAGACUGGCUUCCUCGAAUUCUAUUCGUGAUAAGACCAUUGGAAUAGCUCUUGAAGCAGCUGGUGGUUUGUACCGAAAAUUGGCCAAAAAAUUCCCCAAGAAAGGUUCUUGUUUGUUUAAAAGAAGAGAACUGGCAACUUCUGUGGAGACAAGAACAAGAUUUCCAGAGUUAGUGAUCCAAGAAGAGAAAAGAGUGCGUUUUGUGGUGGUGAAUGGUUUGGAUAUAGUUGAGAAGCCGACGAAUCUGCCCAGAGAAGAUGCAGAGUGGUUCAAGAGACUUACUGGUCGGAGUGACGUUGCUGUAUCUGCCCAAGACUACAAAUACUACUCUCCAAGGCACAAGUACAGACGUAUUGUAUCUAAUGUUCCUGGAUUGACGGCGAUCCAUGGGACAGACAGUUCAUCUGCAAUGUCUGCUGAUCAAGGAUUCCGCUCAUCACAUGGCCAUGAGCAGACUCCUCCAAAGCAUAAUGCACAGCCGUUGCCAAACCAGCCACAUUUUCAUCCAGUUCUUCAAACACAUCACAGCCAACAUACUCCACACUUCUCCCAAAGCCAUCAAUGUGGACCUCCUGCUCACAUGCCAGAGAUGACACAUGCACACCAGUCGCCUACCAUUUCUCAACACAUGUCUUAUUUACAACCCCUUGCAGGAAGCCAUCUCACAGGGCGUUUGCAUUUAAUGCCGACUAGCCCUGCGAAGUUCUGCGAUGAAUGUGGUGCUCCUUAUUUGAGAGAAACAUCAAAGUUCUGCUCUGAAUGUGGCACAAAGAGGCUGGGAGCAUGAGCCAGCGAUGCGGUCUGUACGUGGAAUCGGAUUCCUCCCAUGUAAAUUAUUCUAGCGGUUAAGGCUGUUGUAGUCAUUCAUUGUCUAGUAUAUUGGUUAGUUGGAUGAAGCGAGAGAGAGAGAGCGCGAGGGUUGUGGCUUAGUGACUUUUACCUUUUGUCGAAGCCGGUUCGGGCUUGAUAUUAGGUCGAUGAUUCUCUUGUCUUCAGCCUUUUGUGCUCUGAACUCAAUUACUCUGUAGUCUAAGAGGUUGACUGAAACCGAAGUUCUAAGAUGCCAAGAAAUAAAUUUAUUUGUGAAUCAUUUCUGCAAGGUUUGGAAUCUUGACUACCAGGAAGGGUUUUCCGGUGUACAUCAUAACAUCGGUCCAUGUUAGACAAGUCAGAGAUGUUCUUAUGCACAAUUUAACUUGGAAUAGUAUAAUGCGUUGAUCGCAAAUGAUAGAGAUUUAUUAUUCUA